Molecule: messenger RNA, 1523 nt
Organism: Triplophysa rosa
Lineage: Eukaryota; Metazoa; Chordata; Actinopteri; Cypriniformes; Nemacheilidae
Gene: fgf7
Product: fibroblast growth factor 7
Exons: 4
Coding region: 306-911 (201 amino acids)
Biological process (GO): regulation of cell migration; fibroblast growth factor receptor signaling pathway; lung development
Cellular component (GO): cytoplasm
Molecular function (GO): growth factor activity; type 2 fibroblast growth factor receptor binding
Source: RefSeq, a predicted model, not a curated record
UGAGGUCAGCAAGAGGCUUUUAUCAGAGACUGCACAGCGUUCAGCAACACAAGAAGAUGCAGAGCGCAGACGGGCCGUCCCCAAACUCUCUCUCUCUCUCUCUCUCUCUCUCUCGAUGGACCGCACUGAACGUUUCUCUGGAAUGAUCACAACUGAAACGCACAACCUGGAAGCACAUGAAUGAGUCGCUGUGGACUGCAAGAGGAUCUUUCAGGCUUUGAGGAUUCAAUCCGCGGCGGAUCUUCUGCGACAGUGAAGACUUUUGCUCUCAGUAUGUGGUUCAUGAACUCCUUGAGAAAAGUAUAAUGCGCAGAUGGACGCUGCAAUGGAAACUGGCAAACUUGCAGUGCAGACUGUGGUUACAUAUUCUGCUGGUCUUCAGUCACGUAUGCGUGUGUGACGGCGAUAGGGUCACCGGUCAGACGUCUGCGACCGACUGUUCCAAGCACGAACGCCACACCAGGAACUUUGACUACAUGGAAGGAGGGGACGUCAGAAUCCGACGGCUCUACAGUCGGACGCAGUGGUUCCUCACCAUCGAUGAGUUUGGGAACAUCAACGGAACACAGGACCCCAACAACUGCUACAGUGUUCUGGAGAUCAGGACUGUCUCUGAAGGAGGUGUGUUGGCCAUUAAAGGACUGAAGAGUCAGUAUUAUAUUUCCAUGAAUCGAAUGGGAACACUGCAGGGGAAGAAAGAGUACAACGACAGCUGCGACUUUAAAGAAGUGUUUCUAGAAAACUACUACACGGCGUACGCCUCUGUGAAAUGGACUAAAAACGGAAAAGAGAUGUUCAUCUCUCUGUCACAAAAGGGCCGGCCUCUGAAGGGAAAAAAGACGAGAAAAGAAAGCGUGGCUUCUCACUUCAUUCCUAGAAAGUGCAGAGAGGACGAGCAGACGCUGGCGUAACGUGAACGUCACAUAUUUAUACAUCAUCAUCAGAGAAUAUCACACGCUUCAUAAAGAUUCUGGAGGUCACGUGAUGAGCAUCAUAGAAAUGGUUUCAGUUUCAAACUGUUUCAAAGUUAUUUUGUAUUUCAGGUGUGAGCCAACAACAAUACCAGACAAUAGAAAUGUCUGCAUUCACGGCUCAUGGCUUGAUUUUCAGCACCUCGACAUUCAUCCUGUACCGUCAGACACAUUCCACUCAUGUUCUCCUACAUUUCGCUACAAUUUCAAUCGGAGUCGACAUCACAUCCCAACUGAGCCUGAUCAAACUGUGCAGAAUUCAACAACGCCUCAUAGUCUUAUAGUAACAAUCAGGUCCAGUAAUAUUAUCUGAGAAAUGCGAGUUGCUUCAACAAGAGUUUGACCGUAUUUCAUUUUCACAUUAUCACUCCGUCCGAAUUGAUUGUGUACAUAGUUUUGUUAUUUAUGAUAUUUAUGUAAGAAGGACUGCUAAAAUAAUGACCGUAUAAACACCAGACUUCUGUAUCAUUGUGCUGUAGACACAAAACAUUUUCUUUUGCUGCUAUGAAUAAUAAAAUAUGAGGUCUUUAUAUGACAAUAAAAUAUGUAUAU